UGUUUAUGGGAAGAGUGAGGAUGGGAAUGAAUUCAACGAUGCCAUUCGCAAACUCUUCCUGUCCUUCAACAUCCUCAUGGACCGGCCUCUGGAGGAGGCUGUGAAGAUCAAGGGGGCAGCUCUGAAGUAUUUGCCAAGCAUCAUAAAUGAUGUCAAACUGGUGUUCGACCCCGUUGAGCUCAGUGUUCUCUUCAGCAAGUUUAUCCAGAGCAUUCCUGACAACCAGCUCGUCCGCCAGAAGCUGAACUGCCUGACCAAGAUCGUGGAGAGUGACCUGUUCAGACAGGCUGAGUGCAGAGAUGCCCUUCUGCCCCUGCUGAUCGACCAGCUGAGUGGGCAGCUGGAUGACAAUUCCCACAAGCCUGACCACGAGGCCAGUUCCCAGCUGCUGAGCAGCGUUCUGGAAGUGCUGGACAGGAAAGAUGUGGGCCCCACAGCUCUGCACAUCCAGCUGAUCAUGGAGCGCCUGCUGAGGAGGAUCAACCGCACGGUGAUCGGGAUGAGCCGCCAGUCCCCUCACAUC
This is a messenger RNA of Neopelma chrysocephalum (saffron-crested tyrant-manakin), 523 nucleotides long. RefSeq names its product dedicator of cytokinesis protein 5-like. The record is from RefSeq and is a predicted model, not a curated record. Gene Ontology annotation, cellular component: plasma membrane; cytoplasm. The annotation marks the transcript as partial. Gene Ontology annotation, molecular function: guanyl-nucleotide exchange factor activity; small GTPase binding. Gene Ontology annotation, biological process: small GTPase-mediated signal transduction; cell migration. NCBI's taxonomy places the organism in Eukaryota, Metazoa, Chordata, Aves, Passeriformes, Pipridae. The transcript has 5 exons.